This is a messenger RNA of Esox lucius (northern pike), 5342 nucleotides long. It is a transcript of the gene rbm20, whose product is annotated as RNA binding motif protein 20. Bases 398 to 4045 code for a protein of 1215 amino acids. The record is from RefSeq and is a predicted model, not a curated record. Gene Ontology annotation, molecular function: zinc ion binding; mRNA binding. Lineage: Eukaryota; Metazoa; Chordata; Actinopteri; Esociformes; Esocidae. The transcript is spliced from 14 exons. Gene Ontology annotation, biological process: regulation of RNA splicing. Gene Ontology annotation, cellular component: nucleus.
AGUGUAACACCAUCAGUCCCUGGGUAUUCUCUGUCACUGGGCAGAACAAGAAGGUGGGAAAGGGAAGCAGGGAAGCAGGGAAGAGAGAGGAAGAGAGUGGCGGGGGGGGUGGUGGCUUCACUGGCAAAUUGCUGCUGUCUAUCAGAAGAAGCAGCAAAGAGAACCAGAGGGGAAGAGAGAGGGAGGAAAGUUCCCGCCGAGCCGAACCAAUCAGCAGCACCAAGGCUACAGUGUCCACCAACUUCUCCGGGGUAGAGAGGGAGAGAGAGUGAGGAAGAGGGAGAAAGUUGCUCCGAAGGAUUUUUGUUUUCUAAAAACAGUGGGGGACUGGUACAUACACAACUUUUGGGGCACACGUGUGUAGAGUGUUUAAAAGGAACAGCCAUCCCGUUUGGCCAUGCAACAGGCCUGGGACAAAGCUCUCUUUGAGGCACACAUAGAAGGUGUUAAGAACGGGCAAACUGUUAAAAUGUCUGGAAAAGGCCAAGGAGGAUAUAUGGGAGCCAAGAUGCCCAACCAACACUUUGAGAGCACCGGCGUGUCGGACGGCAAUGACAACAAGCCCCACCCAGUGGGCGGCGGCCAGGAUCAGCUGAGUGGAGCGGGUGGUCCUCACCAGAACGCCCAGCUCCUCCUGACCCCUGCCAGCCUCCAGCUUGCCCAGCUCCAGGCUCAACUCACCCUCCACCGUCUCAAACUUGCCCAGGGUGCCGUGGGAGGAAACGCCAACGCCGCAGCAGCGGCCAGUGUCCUCAAUCAGGUCCUCUCCAAUGUGGCCAUGUCCCAGCCUCUUUUCAACCAGCUAAGGGCCUCGGCCAUGGUCGGGAAUGCUCAGGCAGUUGGGGGUGGUUUCCACUCUGGUGCCCUAGCUUUCCAACCGCCUCCACCACCGCCGCUACCCCCCAAUGCCGCCAUGGGGACAUUGGUAGGGUCCGGAUUCAGCCAGAACCAUGGUAACGUGAGACUGAACCAUUAUGGGGGUGGAGGUGUUUCAGGGAACCAACAGCAGCAGCAACAGGCCAACCAGCAUGGGGGAUCAGAGUACGGCAAGAAAGCUGAAUCAACAUACCCUGCUGAUCGGUAUGGCUUUCUGGAUGCAACGUCCGCAGCAUCAAGUAAAGUAGGAGAUGGACAAGGGCAGUAUGUGCCAGUCAUGACUCAGGCAAAGAGUACAAACCAAGGCUUUCAGAUGGACUUCUAUGGGCAGAGUGAUCAGAGCCAGCAACAACAAGGUGGAUUCUGUGGUGGGAAUCAGAGUGAGCCGAACAUGAACACUUUCAACGAGCCGCAGUGGAAAAGCCCGGCUACCAGGGGCCACACAGUGAAAGGCAUGGACCUGGUUGCCAAUACGGCCACAGUGUGGACGGCAACUGGGAAACCGUUCCGUGCCAGAGGGGAACUGUACAACCCUGAGGAGCCAACCGCUGACCCCAAGUUCAACCCUGACACUAGGGGUGUUACUUCCUCCUUUGUGGCGGGCACAGGAGGCACCCAAGGGUUUCUGGGAUAUCACAAGCAGCCCCAGCAGGGGGUUGAGGAGACCCUGUCUACGGGUGGAUCCUUGCAACUGCACCCUCACCAGCUUAACGACUACCUUGCAGUGCCACCUUCCCACCUGCCCCACCAGUGCACCAUCUGUGAGAAGAAGGUCUACAACCUCAAGGACUGGGACCAGCACGUGAAGGGCAAGCUACACCUGCAGAACCGUUCCCUGUACUGUGACGGAGCUAACACUGCAGCAGGAGCUGUCCCCUACGGUCCCACUGGGUCGUCUGAAGGAUGCCGAAACACCCUCGGAGGGAAUAACUCCAUGGCUUACUCUGCUGCCGCCAAUCAAGAUGUACUGUCCGGAGCUAACACUAACGUGUACCUACCAGCCACAUCCUUAAAGACUUAUUCCAUGUCAGGGGCUGGAUUUACUCAACUCCCACCCGGGUCACAGACAUUUCCUCCACGGAAAUCGGUCCCAGGCCGAGUUGUCCACAUAUGCAAUCUCCCAGAGGGCAGCUGCACAGAGAAUGAUGUCAUCAACCUGGGACUGCCUUUCGGCAAAGUCACCAACUACAUCCUCAUGCGCUCCACCCAUCAGGCGUUUUUGGAGAUGGCAUACAUCGAAGCGGCCCAGGCUAUGGUUCAAUACUACCAGCUGUCUCCAGCCACCAUCAAUGAUCAGAAACUACUAAUCCGGAUGUCCAAGAGAUACAAAGAGUUACAGCUCAAGAAACCAGGCAAAGAUGUGGACACGAUCAUCCAGGACAUCAAUUCUCAGAGGGAAAGGGACGAGAUGCAGGAGGUUGAUCACUACAUGCCAGAGAGGGCACGGUCCCGUAGUCCCAUCAGCCGCUCCCUGAGCCCACGCUCCCACAGCCCGAGCUUCACCUCCUGUAGCUCUGCCCACAGUCCUCCUGGGGCCCCCUGCCGAGGAGGGCCGGAGCGGGGGUGCGGCAACGGGCCACGACGGGGCUCCUGGGACUGGACCGCGCAACACAUGAGAAGGGGAGACGAGGAGCGGGAAAGAGACCGGGAGAGGGAAGAGGCGGCGUGGAGGAACGGAGGCGUGGCGGACGACGACAGGUCUAACGGGAGGAUGCACGAUCGACGGAACAAGCCGUACCCGAAACCCCCGGAGCGAAUCAGUCCGCGCUCGGCGGAGGAAAGAGGAAGUGGAGGAGGCGAAGGCAUGAGGGGAGGGAACCGGGGUGGGGACUGGCACCCCCACCCCCGGGGUAGCCCUCAGGGCAUGCCCCACUACCCCUCCUACAGGAACAUGGAUGAGGAUGAGGACUUCUACAAAAAAGAGCAAGUGUACAAGCCGGAGAUGCCCUUGAGGCCGCAGUAUGAGAGGCAUGAGGAGGGGAGAACCAAGACGAAGAGGAGGGACGGAGGCGACUACCACAGUAGACCCAGGCACCAGGAGUCACAGCCCCCUCCCGCCAAGACAGCCGAGAACAGGAGACAGGAGGGAGGCAGGAGCAAGAAACCAACCAAGAGGCAUGACACAGAGAAACCGGAGAAAGAGGCUACGGAACAUAAUGGAGCAACCGCCGAGGACCAGCCGUCAAAAGAGAAGUCUGCGUCUCCGCCACGAAGCGCUAAGCACGAGGGAGAAAGGGCCGCUGAAGCGGAGUGGGAGAGUGGCGAGGACACGGAAGGCGAGUGCUGGUACCCAAAGAACAUGGAGGAGCUGGUCACUGUCGACGAGGUCGGGGAGGAUGACUCCAUCAUUGAACCGGACCUCCCCGAGCUGCAGGAGCACGACGACCCGUCGCUCUCGGCCACGGGCCCUACAGGGGAGGUGGCGGAGGAGGCUCUGCGGACGGCCUCCAAACCCUGUCCUGAGAUUGAGUCGGCCCCAAGAGAGGAGACGGAGUCAGGGAGAGGAGGUGGCGUCAGUGGGCUGGGGGAUUCUGCGCACACAGAGAAGGCAGAGGAUAUUUUGACAUCGCCCGAAGCCUCUCGUCUGCCCCCUCCACCUCCCCCUCUACCGGCUGUCUCAGUGGCUUCAGAAACGGCCGGUUCAAAGCUGAAUGAUUUUCCUACCCUGGAGUUCAAGGCAGCCCUCGAGGAGACAUGUUUGACUGGGCAGACACCAGUGCACGACACACUGAACAAUCAUGUCAGCGCACGUGAAAGCAACAAGACACAGGAAGAAAUACACAAGAUGGAGGAUGUGGAGAAGCAAGUCCCAGCCACAGUGACAGACCGUAAAGACUCCCAGCCUGAGGCAGGUACUCCUGCAAGAGUUGUCCAGAAUUUGACACACAUCGCAUGUCCUAUAAACCAGCCAGACACUAAGGCAUAUUCCCCUUCUAUGGAGCAGGAGAAGGCUAUUAGUGAACACAGCAUCCCUCUAGGGGUGGAGUUCAUCGUGCCCAGGACUGGGUUCUACUGUAAGCUGUGUGGCCUGUUUUACACCAGCGAGGAGACAGCCAAGACCUCUCACUGUCGCAGCACCGUGCACUACCGGAACCUGCAAAAGUACCUGUCUCAGCUGGCAGAGGAGAGUCUACUAGAUGCACUUGUCGACCCCGCUGCUGUUGAGUGAUCUCUGACCCCUGACCUAUACUCAUACAGUGCUGCCAAGUUGAUAGACUGGUUCAUGUUCAGUGUGUAACAUAGAAUGACCUGUGAAACGGUGUGUAGCGCACUUGCGUGCGUGUGUGUGUGUGUGUGUGUGCAGGUUAUGCCCGAGGACAACUCAAAGAGACAAAGGAAUGGCAUUUCAGAUGGUGCAGAGAGUCUGAAUGACACAUGGGAUGGAAAUCAUAAGGUCAGAUGCACUGGACCCAGAGAGAAGAGAGUAUCUAUGACUUAUUGCUGAAUAUCUCAGCAAUAUGUUUUGUACACGGCAUAAUUAUAUUUACUGUGAUUUUAGGAAGGUUCAGUAAUGUUUUGUAUGAUGUUGCAGUACUAAAACUAAGAAAAGGAAAAUGGAAAAGUCACCAAAUAUUUGUUAAAUGGUGCCCCUAUCACAUGCACCUGAAAUAGUUUGCAGUAAGGAAAUAAUUAUGGAAGUUUUUUCAUCAUCACAAUAAAGCAUUUGGCCUUUUAAGUAUGUCAGAAAUUACAGUAUAUAGUGAAUUUAAACUAAUUAGAGCUUUCUAAAUAUUGUUAAAAUCAUUUGAAUGACUUUGAAAUUUUGUUUUUGUAUAGGUGUCAGGGAUAUUACAUAAUUUUCUUUUUUUGCUGUAAAGUGCUUUGGAACAUAGGCUGUCUGCUGUUGAGAGAUUUUUUAGAGCAUAAAGUUAUCCUCAGGUUGAUUUCAUUUGAAGGUUGAAUUUUGAAUGUAUAUUUUAUUACACAGUAUUUCUGUGUAUACUUGGAAGGUAUGAAGGUCUACCUUUGUUUUAGCCUGUUGUGCCUGUUCAGUGGACAAAAUGGAAUAAGGUUCCAGACACUGACAAAGACAUUAGUCUGAAGUGGUAUAGCCUGAUUCUUCAAAGGACAGGUGAAGAUUUGCCAAAGUAUUGCCAAUACGCUUUAUUCAGGUUUACAUCUAUUGUUUUCCCACCCUGUAUUAGAUUUAAUUUAAUUACUUUGAAAACUUUGUGAAUUAUAAAGCUUGUCACAACCAGGUUUAAUAUUUUAAAGCGUUUUUGAAAAUGUAAAGAAACUUGAACUGGACCAUCUGUGUUAUUUAAGAGUUGAGACUUAAAUUAAGUGUGGUUUUAAAGUCAGUAAAAUAUAUUUUUGUUGGGGAAGGGUUUGAAACUUGCUUUCUCUUUCUCUGUGUUUUCUAAACUGUGAAUGUUGCUCCAAGUUUUAAGGUUUGAAGACAUUCUUUUGUUUAACUUUUCUUAUGGCAAUUUUCUGAUGCAAACCUUUAAAUAAACAUGUUAUCA